Solanum pennellii is the source of this 3786-nucleotide messenger RNA. RefSeq names its product verprolin-like. The record is from RefSeq and is a predicted model, not a curated record. The transcript has 23 exons. Gene Ontology annotation, molecular function: microtubule binding; actin binding. Gene Ontology annotation, biological process: actin filament polymerization. Gene Ontology annotation, cellular component: actin filament; cytoplasm. NCBI's taxonomy places the organism in Eukaryota, Viridiplantae, Streptophyta, Magnoliopsida, Solanales, Solanaceae. The coding region runs from base 1 to 3786 and encodes 1261 amino acids.
AUGAAUGAAUUUGCCAGUGUGAUUUUCGCAAAUUCAAAUCUGGAUUCUGAUCCGGAUGUACCUCCGGAUAAGGUUGAUAGAGCUCAUCGGGCUGGAAAAGCUCGGAGAAAAGGAGCUAGUUCUUCGGCGAAUCCUGUUCAAGGAGGAGUUUCAAAGGCUCCGGCAGCUGAUACUGCAGAAGAAGCUGGUGAUGAAGAAGCAGCUGCUGCUGAUGAUACUGAUCCACCUCCUCAACCAGCAGCUCAAUUGUCUACUCAAGCUCGUAAUACUGUUAUAGAAGGUUACAACAGGUCCUAUAGUCCAUUGUGUUAUUGUGAGGAAAACAAUUAUUGUAAUGAACCUAACAAUGCAGGUUCUGCUGUAGAAGAAGCUAUUGUAGAAGAAGCUGAUGAAGCUCCUGAAGAAGAAGUUGAUGUUGCUGAUGAUACUGAUCCACGUCCACCACCACCUCCUCCACCAGCAGCUCAAUUGUCUACUCAAGCUCGUAAUACUUUUACAGCAGGUUUUGCUGUAGAAGAAGCUAUUGUAGAAGAAGUUGAUGAAGCUGCUGAUGAAGAAGCAGUUGCUGUUGAUGAUACUGAUCCACGUCCACCACCACCUCCUCCGCCAGCAGCUCAAUUGUCUGCUCAAGCUCCUAAUGCUGUUACCACUCAAUUGUCUGCUCAAGCUCGUAAUACUCUUACAGCAGCUGUAGAAAAAGCUAUUGUAGAGGAAGCUGAUGAAGCUGCUGAUGAAGAAGCAGUUGCUGUUGAUGAUACUGAUCCACGUCCACCACCCCCUCCUCCACCAGCAGCUCAAUUGUCUGCUCAAGCUCGUAAUACUCUUACAGCAGCUGUAGAAAAAGCUAUUGUAGAGGAAGCUGAUGAAGCUGCUGAUGAAGAAGCAGUUGCUGUUGAUGAUACUGAUCCACGUCCACCACCCCCUCCUCCACCAGCAGCUCAAUUGUCUGCUCAAGCUCGUAAUACUCUUACAGCAGCUGUAGAAAAAGCUAUUGUAGAGGAAGCUGAUGAAGCUGCUGAUGAAGAAGCAGUUGCUGUUGAUGAUACUGAUCCACGUCCACCACCCCCUCCUCCACCAGCAGCUCAAUUGUCUGCUCAAGCUCGUAAUACUCUUACAGCAGCUGUAGAAAAAGCUAUUGUAGAGGAAGCUGAUGAAGCUGCUGAUGAAGAAGCAGUUGCUGUUGAUGAUACUGAUCCACGUCCACCACCCCCUCCUCCACCAGCAGCUCAAUUGUCUGCUCAAGCUCGUAAUACUCUUACAGCAGCUGUAGAAAAAGCUAUUGUAGAGGAAGCUGAUGAAGCUGCUGAUGAAGAAGCAGUUGCUGUUGAUGAUACUGAUCCACGUCCACCACCCCCUCCUCCACCAGCAGCUCAAUUGUCUGCUCAAGCUCGUAAUACUCUUACAGCAGCUGUAGAAAAAGCUAUUGUAGAGGAAGCUGAUGAAGCUGCUGAUGAAGAAGCAGUUGCUGUUGAUGAUACUGAUCCACGUCCACCACCCCCUCCUCCACCAGCAGCUCAAUUGUCUGCUCAAGCUCGUAAUACUCUUACAGCAGCUGUAGAAAAAGCUAUUGUAGAGGAAGCUGAUGAAGCUGCUGAUGAAGAAGCAGUUGCUGUUGAUGAUACUGAUCCACGUCCACCACCCCCUCCUCCACCAGCAGCUCAAUUGUCUGCUCAAGCUCGUAAUACUCUUACAGCAGCUGUAGAAAAAGCUAUUGUAGAGGAAGCUGAUGAAGCUGCUGAUGAAGAAGCAGUUGCUGUUGAUGAUACUGAUCCACGUCCACCACCCCCUCCUCCACCAGCAGCUCAAUUGUCUGCUCAAGCUCGUAAUACUCUUACAGCAGCUGUAGAAAAAGCUAUUGUAGAGGAAGCUGAUGAAGCUGCUGAUGAAGAAGCAGUUGCUGUUGAUGAUACUGAUCCACGUCCACCACCACCUCCUCCGCCAGCAGCUCAAUUGUCUGCUCAAGCUCCUAAUGCUGUUACCACUCAAUUGUCUGCUCAAGCUCGUAAUACUGUUACAGCAGCUGUAGAAAAAGCUAUUGUAGAGGAAGCUGAUGAAGCUGCUGAUGAAGAAGCUGAUGAUGAUGAUGAUGAUACUGAUCCACGUCCACCACCACCUCCUCCACCAGCAGCUCAAUUGUCUGCUCAAGCUCCUAAUGCUGUUACAACUCAAUUGUCUUCUCAAGCUCGUUCUGCUGUAGAAGAAGCUAUUCUAGAAAAAGCUGAUGAAGCUGCUGAUGAAGAAGUUGAUGAAGAAGCUGCUGAUGAUGAUGAUACUGAUCCACGUCCACCACCACCUCCUCCACCAGCAACUCAAUUGUCUGCUCAAGUUCCUAAUGCUGUUACAGCUCAAUUGUCUGCUCAAGCUCGUAAUACUGUUACAGCAGGUUCUGCUGUAGAAGAAGCUAUUGUAGAAGAAGCUGAUGAAGGUGCUGAUGAAGAAGAUGCUGCUGAUGAUGAUACUGAUCCACGUCCACCACCACCUCCUCCACCAGCAGCUCAAUUGUCUGCUCAAGCUCCUAAUGCUGUUACAACUCAAUUGUCUGCUCAAGCUCGUAAUACUGUUACAGCAGGUUCUGCUGUAGAAGAAGCUAUUGUAGAAGAAGCUGAUGAAGGUGCUGAUGAAGAAGAUGCUGCUGAUGAUGAUACUGAUCCACGUCCACCACCACCUCCUCCACCAGCAGCUCAAUUGUCUGCUCAAGCUCCUAAUGCUGUUACAGCUCAAUUGUCUGCUCAAGCUCGUAAUACUGUUACAGCAGGUUCUGCUGUAGAAGAAGCUAUUGUAGAAGAAGCUGCUGAUGAAGAAGCUGCUGAUGAUGAUAAUACUGAUCCACGUCCACCACCUCCUCCACCAGCAGCUCAAUUGUCUGCUCAAGCUCCUAAUGUUGUUACAGCUCAAUUGUCUGCUCAAGCUCGUUCUGCUGUAGAAGAAGCUAUUGUAGAAGAGGCUGAUGAAGGUGCUGAUGAAGAAGUUGCUGCUGAUGAUGAUACUGAUCCACGUCCACCACCACCUCCUCCACCAGCAGCUCAAUUGUCUGCUCAAGCUCCUAAUGCUGUUACAGCUCAAUUGUCUGCUCAAGCUCGUAAUACUGUUACAGCAGGUUUUGCUGUAGAAGAAGCUAUUGUAGAAGAAGCUGAUGAAGCUGCUGCUGAAGAAGCUGAUGAUGAUGAUAAUACUGAUCCACAUCCACCACCACCUCCUCCACCAGCAGCUCAAUUGUCUGCUCAAGCUCCUAAUGCUGUUACAGCUCAAUUGUCUGCUCAAGCUCGUAAUACUGUUACAGCAGGUUUUGCUGUAGAAGAAGCUAUUGUAGAAGAAGCUGAUGAAGCUGCUGCUGAAGAAGCUGAUGAUGAUGAUAAUACUGAUCCACAUCCACCACCACCUCCUUUACCAGCAGCUCAAUUGUCUGCUCAAGCUCCUAAUGCUGUUACAGCUCAAUUGUCUGCUCAAGCUCGUAAUACUGUUACAGCAGGUUCUGCUGUAGAAGAAGCUAUUGUAGAAGAAGCCGAUGAAGCUUCUGAUGAAGACGCUGAUGAUGUUGAUAAUACUGAUCCACGUCCACCACCACCUCCUCCACCAGCAGCUCAAUUGUCUGCUCAAGCUCCUAAUGCUGUUACAGCUCAAUUGUCUGCUCAAGCUCUUAAUACUGUUACAGCAGAAGAAGCUGUUGUAGAAGAAGUUGUUAAUGAUUUUACUGCUGAUGAUGAUCCACGUCCACCACCUCCACCACCUGCUCUAGCUCAAUCUCAUGGGUCAUCUGCUCAAGCUCUGGCGGUUGAAGGUACAUGA